AAACCUUUUGUACUUUUCAGAAGAAUGUUGAUUUUGUGAAAGUAAAUUUACGAAAUAUGUUAGAUCCAGGAAUCAGUAGUUCUGAAUGGUCAAUGCAAAUAAACCUGAUCUGAAGUUCGAGUUGGAUCCCGAUUGUUAAUAUAUUUACAAAAACGGACAAACUUUUAUAUAAAUCUUGUGUUGAAGAAGGGUCCUAUCCUCGGGUGCUGAAGUGACAGUUCUCCAAAAUGGAUCCGGUUUAUCAGGAGAAACAUCGACAGUUUGUGGCGAGUAACAAUGGGUCAACAAUUCCGGAGAUAAUUGUAGCAGGCUUGUCCCUGCACCUGAGCCCUCUGUUGGUUGGGUUGAUCUCCCUGCUGCCCUGGUGGUCCAGCACUCUACCCUGGAGAACACUGGAACUCUUCAUCAUCCUCAUCCCACCCCUCCUCUCCCUUACUAUACUAGCAGAGAGCCCUGAGGUUCUAAACCUAAGUCUAGCCGUAGCGUCAAUUCUUGUCCUACUUGUAAUAAUUUCAAAGAAGAAAGGAUCGAGAGAUGUUAGAAGACUAUGGGAUUUUAAACUCACAGAGGAUGGUAUUCUCUGUUCUAUUCUCAACUUCAGAUCCUCCAUGCUUCUUGUCACCGCCAUCUGUAUCCUUGCGGUCGACUUUCCCGUUUUCCCGCGCAAAUUCGGGAAGACAGAGACUUAUGGAUACGGACUGAUGGAUUUAGGGGUUGGCGGAUUUGUAUUCGCGGCAGGGCUUACUUCAAGUGAAGGUCGGAGAAAGGAAUGCAGUUUAUUUAAAACAGUAAAAUCUUGCUUCCCUCUGCUUAUCCUGGGAGCGUUUAGACUAAUAGUGUUGAGUUGGACUGGAUAUCACACGAAUAUAACAGAAUACGGGAAACAUUGGAAUUUCUUUUUUACUCUGUUUUCAGUCAAGGUUCUCGGAAGUUUGGUGAUCCCAUUAAUUCCAGUUGAUCCGAAAGGAGUUUCUCUAUGGGUUAGUUCUGUGGUCCUCGCUGUUCUUUAUGAAGGGGUUCUCUCAUUUGGAUUAGUUGACUGGUUGGUGCUGGAUGGACCACGUGAAGGACUUCUGGACUCUAACAGGGAGGGGAUCUUCUCCGUGGCGGGGUUCCUCGCCAUCUACCUCGCAGGGGUGUCCUGGGCCAGGGGCAUCAUACACACUCCAUUCACAUUCACAACACUAGUAAAUGUACUGCAAGAUGUUAUUGUAUGGUCUAUACUAAUGUGGUUUUCUCUGCUCUACUCAACCACCUUCUUCCUCCCUCCCUCUAGAAGGUUCGCUAACUACACCUUCUUCACUUUUGUAAUUGCGUACAAUUUGAGCAUCCUCGCAGGGUUCAUGGUUAUAGAGGCCGCCAUUCUUGUCCUCGGGGAGUGGAGGAAUGGAAGUUCUGGAGAAAGUAAUAAGAAAAUGAAGAAGGAGAGAAAGGAAAAGAAAAGCAGACCAAUAAUACCAAAGAAGGAGGGAGCAGAAACAGAGGCUUCAAUCAGUUUUCCUCGGAGUUUGAAAGGAUUAAGAUCUCCAGAACUAUUCCAAGCAAUUUCAUAUAAUUCUCUUCCAUACUUUCUUCUAGCUAAUCUUCUAACAGGAUGUGUGAAUGGAUUGAUACCAACCCUUGAAGUUGAAGGAUGUCGAGCAGUUCUUAUUCUUCUCCUUUAUCUUCUUAUUCUGUCUAUCAUCUUCAUUAUUCUUCAUACUAGACGUAUCAAGCUUAUAGUUUUCUAUAAGAUUUUGCUAACCCCUUUUUCUUAUCAACCUAAUGGUGUAUUUCAGACUGAGAUUUUUUGGUCUAACAGAAUUCAUAUUGUUAAUCUUGUUGUUUUUAUACUGUUAAUUUGUUAUUUUGUACUCCUGUGAAUUUUAAUAUAUGUUUUGCAACCCGUUCAA
Messenger RNA from Eurytemora carolleeae, 1892 nucleotides. RefSeq names its product phosphatidylinositol-glycan biosynthesis class W protein. The record is from RefSeq and is a predicted model, not a curated record. Gene Ontology annotation, molecular function: glucosaminyl-phosphatidylinositol O-acyltransferase activity. The coding region runs from base 228 to 1862 and encodes 544 amino acids. Gene Ontology annotation, cellular component: membrane; endoplasmic reticulum. Gene Ontology annotation, biological process: GPI anchor biosynthetic process; protein localization to plasma membrane. NCBI's taxonomy places the organism in Eukaryota, Metazoa, Arthropoda, Copepoda, Calanoida, Temoridae. The transcript is spliced from 16 exons.